UAGUAUAUCGCCCUGGUCAAUAAUGUAUUUACUAAAAUCUGCAUGAUCGACUUUAUAGUAAAUUUAUUACAUAUUUACAUAGGAACAGUCCGACAACUGUAUUAAAACAAAAUUACAGGUGCUUUCAGUGAGGAUUUGAUCUUAUCACAGCGAACUGCGAGAAGGUGGUGGAAGCCAUCCUCUAAAAGAAGAUCCUCUUGCAAUGCAAGUUAAAGAAAUAAUUGGCAACACAGUUGAGUCAAUGGAGAAUGCUUACGACGACGACGCACUGUCAGGUGACGGGAAGCUUUGAAGGAAUUUAUGAGGAGAUUCAAAUUGACGAAACAUCCAUUGUUCAACCAACAAUCGAAGAAUCUGAGGCACUGAACAUCCUCGAUUCGGAGGAGUGGUCCCACCGGAAUUCAGCAAUUCUGAAGACAAAGAAAAGUCCUGCGUUGCAGAGACAAGCAUCAGCAGCUACUGCUGCACAAAGGGAGCAGGUUAUCUUGGACAAGAUUGUGCUUGGGCGAAAAAUAAAGAAGACGAGCAACCAAAGAUUUAAAAAACGCUCUGAGGAGUUUGAAGCCCUAAUCUAAGCAAAAUUAGAAUACAUCAACGUAUUGAAAAGAGAAGCUGAGGAAAAAUCUAAAAUGGAGAAGGAGGUUUUAAAAAAUACUCUAAUUGAGGUGUCUCAAAACGUGAAUAUUUGAAGAAAUGGAGGGAUAAAAAAUAUCGAUUUCAUGAAAAUAAUUAAAAUAUCAAUUUAGAAGUUUUAUAUUCGUGUUUAUUGCAAAAAAUCCUAUCGUAAUCCAUAUUAUCUUAUUAUGAAAAUUAAAAUAAGAAAGUAAGUCAUUUUG
Molecule: messenger RNA, 836 nt
Organism: Belonocnema kinseyi
Lineage: Eukaryota; Metazoa; Arthropoda; Insecta; Hymenoptera; Cynipidae
Exons: 5
Coding region: 249-575 (108 amino acids)
Source: RefSeq, a predicted model, not a curated record